This is a messenger RNA of Malus domestica (apple), 3466 nucleotides long. RefSeq lists its product as uncharacterized. Lineage: Eukaryota; Viridiplantae; Streptophyta; Magnoliopsida; Rosales; Rosaceae. The record is from RefSeq and is a predicted model, not a curated record.
GUUGUACUUUAAUCCUAACAGUCCGUUUUUUAAUUAUAUGCGUUUUGCCCCAUGUGACCUCUGCUGCAUUUUCCAUGGGGGUGCUUCCCCUUCACUUUUUCUUGUACUUUUCCUACUACAUAUACAUAAGUAUAUAGAUAUAUAUAAACACAUGACCCUUCAAAGCUUGUCAACACAAUUAGGACCAGCUUAUUUCAAAGCCUUUUUGGCCUCUCAAAAGCUUCUCUCCUCAAGGUGGUUGGUGGUGGUGAAGUCCAAGUGUUUGAUGAAAUUUCUGAAAUAAUAAUCUCAACUUCCACUUAUUUAAUAGCUAGCACUCUAACAAGUUCAUAUUUAUUGUCUUUGCUCAUUUGGGUUCUUGUUUUUGGUGUGAUUGAUCUAGAUUGAAUUCAAAUGAGGGGGAUGGCUCAAAAUUCGAAUACGAGAAGUGCAGAUUACUUGGAAGGAAUGCUAAAUGAUUAUGUGGGAGGGAAGGUCAAGUUGAAGGCUCAUAAGAGUACUUCUGCUAGGCUUGUAACUGCUCUCACUUGUCUCCAAUUUGCGUUUGCAGUUUAUGCAACAUUCCUCCUUUACUACAUGAGCCCUUCGAUCGACUUACGAACCAAACCAGACUUUGCAUGGGCUACCAAGAUUGCACAGCAAUGGAAACACUAUAUAAUCCAACCCCACAUUCUCAACCACUAUCAAGAAUCCGCUUCUCUUGUUGGAACCGAAAGCCUUCCAAUCACGCCCUCAUUAGUUUGUGAGCACGAAAAGAUUGAUUUCAUGCAGAAGAAGUCCAAUGAUGCUCAGAUGAUCAAGCUCAAGACAGAGCUUUACAAUGAGGUUUUGGACUUCCAGAGCAAAUCCAUCGGCACAGAAACUCUUUCUCAGCUGAUUGCAAUGAAAUCAAAGUGGGAUUUGAAAGGCCCCAACAAGCCAAAAGUCACAGUGAUCCUAAACCACUUCAAGAGAAAAACACUUUGUGCUCAGCUGGACACUUUGCUUCAACAAACCCUUCCUUUCCACCAUGUUUGGGUUCUUUCAUUUGGGAGCCCAAAUGAGCUCUCUUUAAAGAGAAUUGUCGAUAGCUACAACGAUUCGAGGAUAAGCUUCAUAAGUUCAAGCUAUGACUUCAAGUACUAUGGAAGGUUCCAAAUGGCUUUACAAACCGAAGCUGAUCUUGUGUACAUUCUUGACGAUGACAUGAUUCCUGGGAAGAAAAUGCUGCAGAUUUUGUCACAUGUGGCGGGGACGGAGAAGUACAAGAACGCGGUUUUGGGCAGCAUAGGGAGGAUUUUGCCGUUCAGGCAGAAGGAUUUUACCUUUCCAAGCUACAGAAAGUUCAGGUCUAAGGAGGCAGGGCUUUAUUUGCCUGACCCUGCGUAUGAUAUCACACUCGAUAAAAUUGUGCAGGUGGACUUCCUUUCCAGCUCUUGGUUCUUGUCUGCAGAGCUAAUCAAGACACUUUUCACUGAAACACCCUUCACCUUUUCGACCGGCGAAGAUCUGCACCUCAGCUAUCAGCUUCAAAAGUACAGAAAUGGAGGAUCAUUUGUUCUUCCAGUUGACUCAAAUGAUAAGGAAACUUGGGGUGACAGUGAACAUAGACUUGCUUAUGUGUCCGAAACCACUGUAAUUUUCAAAGAUAUCGUUCAAGUCCGAGAUGAUCAAUGGUGGAAAGCACUAUCAACUGGUUACAUCACUCAGUGGGCUGCAAUGUAUCCUCAAAAUAUUGAUGCUCUCUUCUAUGCUCAUUCCGUUGAUGAAGUUAAGGCACUUGCACCCCUUCUUGAGAAAUUCAGGUCUACCGUUGGCAAGAAAGCUUACAUCGCUGUCUCGGGUGGCAACUACUGCGGUUGUGAAGAUGCAGCGACUGCUCUCAAGUGGCCUAAGUUGGUCUGUAAAGAGCGAAGGUUUAAGAUAUUCGAUUUGGCUGUGGGAGCUCUUUCGGGAGUAUCAAACUCGGAGGUGGUUGUGCUUCAAGGAGUGUAUGCUAGCAUGAAAGGAUUGAUCAAAAUUCAUAACCCAAGUGUGGUGAUCACAGUGGCUGACAUUAAUCCUAAUGUGAAGAAAGCAUUGAAAAUGGCAACAGAGACUAAUUUGAAUGCCACCACAUUGGUUCUUUUACCAAGGCCUUCGAUUUCGAAGGUUCUUUGGAUGGCUGAUCUUAGAACAACAGCAUUGCCAAAUUGGAACCGAAUGCGAAUAUCUAUCAACAUCAUCACCCAAAACAGAGUUCACUCACUUACAAGGCUGCUCAAAUCUCUCAGUGAUGCCUACUAUCUUGGUGAUGAGGUACCUAUCAGCUUUAACAUGGACAGUAAAGUGGAUGAGGCAACAAUUAGACUAGUAAGUUCCUUUGACUGGCCUCAUGGCCCGAAAACCCUCAAAAGACGAAUCAUCCAAGGAGGGCUUAUUCGAGCUGUUAGCGAGAGUUGGUACCCUUCAUCUGACGACGAUUUUGGUCUGUUACUUGAGGAUGAUAUCGAAGUCUCUCCUUACUACUACCUAUGGAUCAAAUAUGCCCUCUUAGCCUACCACUAUGACCCCCAAGUGUCCCUCCCAGAGCUCUCCUCAAUCUCUCUUUACACCCCUAAGCUGGUUGAAGUGGUGAAAGAAAGGCCUAAGUGGAAUCCAACUGAGUUUUUCAAGAACAUCCAUCCAAACACCCCUUAUUUCCAUCAGUUACCCUGCAGUUGGGGUGCAGUCUUCUUCCCCAAGCAAUGGAGAGAAUUCUAUGUCUACAUGAACAUGAGAUUCACCGAGGACGCCAAGAAAAACCCAGUUCAAAUACCCAAGUCCAGGACUAAUGGAUGGCAAGCUUCAUGGAAAAAGUUCCUCAUAGACAUGAUGUACCUCAGAGGGUACGUCAGUCUCUAUCCGAACUUCCCGAACCAGGCAAGCUUUUCGACUAAUCAUAUGGAACCCGGGGCACAUAUCAGUGCCAAGGACAAUGUGGUGAAGCAUGACAAGUCAGAUUUUGAGGUGCCAUUGUUGAAGGAAGACUUUAGGAACUUUUUGCCUGGUGGGAAAUUGCCUCCAGCAUCAAGGGUGCCAUCUUUGAACCUCUUCAACCAACCAGUCUCUCUGAAAGGCCUAAAGGCAGCCGGGGCAAAGUUGGGGCAGGAUGUGAUUGGAUGCAAUAAUGCCACAGAGAUAGUGAUGGUUGAUCAUCAAACAGGUCUGCCAUCGAGGUGUGCCAAAUUUUAAAAUUGAAUUGUUGUUAGUUGAUUAUUCUUUAUUUAUACACAAAAACAAACGUUUUAUGUAAUUUCUGUUUUUUUUUUUUUUCUUCUUUUAAGCUUUAUGUGAGUGGGGUUGGUGCUGAGAACAAUUUGGGUGAGUGGAGGAAAAACAGAAUUUUGGCAAGGGAAAUUGGGAUUGUGUUGCUAAUGUUGUAAUCCAGCCGAAAAUUGGCUUGUAUUUGACUUUGUAAGCAAAGGAAAAGAUUGUUCAAUGAAUGUAAACUCUAGGGUUGAGAUUU